UUUCUUUCAGGUGACAAGGGAAAACCCAAGACUACAGAACUUUCCCCUUGUGCACCAGCCCUGUCUGAGGGGGCCUUGUUCCAGGAACUAAGACAGGGAGACCCAGGGAAUUUCCAGCUGGGCCAAACCAAGGAUCAGAGUGGGCCAUUAGAAAUGCAGGAAGGACACUUGAGAUCAGGGUUGGAACCCCAGAGGGAGAAGCUCCCUGAGAAAACAAGCCCUGAACCUGAUGGUAUAUGUUCGCAAAUUGCACAGGAGCUGAUCCACUCAGGAGGUGCUGUCCAUGACCAUGACUCGUGUGGAUCAGGUAAAGAUCCCAUGAUUCAGGAGGAGGAAAAUACCUUUAAGUGCAACGAAUGCGGGAAAACUUUUAACAAGAAGCACCUUCUUGCUGGACAUGAAAAGAUUCACUCUGGAGUGAAGCCCUAUGAAUGCACUGAGUGUGGGAAAACCUUUAUUAAGAGCACACACCUCCUCCAGCACCACAUGAUCCACACGGGGGAGAGGCCCUACGAGUGCAUGGAGUGUGGGAAGGCCUUCAACCGCAAGUCAUACCUUACACAGCACCAGCGGAUUCACAGUGGAGAGAAGCCUUAUAAGUGCAACGAAUGUGGGAAGGCCUUCACCCACCGCUCCAAUUUCGUCUUGCAUAAGAGGAGGCACACUGGAGAGAAAUCCUUUGUGUGCAAAGAAUGUGGGCAAGUCUUUCGACACAGGCCAGGAUUCCUUCGACAUCACAUCAUCCACAGUGGUGAGAAUCCUUAUGAAUGCUUCGAGUGUGGCAAGGUCUUCAAACACAAGUCAUACCUCGUGUGGCACCAGCAGACUCACACUGGGGAGAAGCCCUAUGAGUGCAGUGAGUGUGGGAAAGCCUUCUGUGAGAGUGCAGCCCUCAUUCACCACUACGUCAUCCACACUGGGGAGAAGCCCUUUGAGUGCCUAGAGUGUGGGAAGGCCUUCAACCACAGGUCAUACCUCAAGAGGCAUCAGAGGAUUCACACUGGGGAGAAGCCUUUUGUGUGCACUGAAUGUGGAAGGGCCUUCACCCACUGCUCUACUUUCAUCUUGCAUAAAAGGGCCCACACUGGAGAAAAACCUUUUGAGUGCAAAGAAUGUGGGAAGGCCUUUAGCACUAGGAAAGACCUCAUUCGACACUUCAGCAUCCACACUGGAGAGAAGCCCUUCGAGUGCUCAGAGUGUGGGAAGGCCUUCAACCGCCGGUCUGGGCUCACGAGGCACCAGCGGAUUCACAGUGGAGAGAAGCCCUAUGAAUGCAUGGAGUGUGGGAAAUCCUUUUGCUGGAGCACAAACCUCAUUCGACAUGCUAUUAUCCACACUGGAGAGAAGCCCUAUAAGUGUAGUGAGUGUGGAAAAGCCUUCAGUCGCAGCUCAUCCCUCACUCAGCAUCAGAGGAUUCAUAAUGGGAGAAACCCUGUCAGUGUAACAGAAGUGGGAAGACCCUUCACGAGUGGGCAGUCCUCAGUCACCCUCCGAGAACUCCUUUUGGGGAAAGACUUCUUGAAUGUAACCACUGAGGAAAACCUUUUGCCAGAUAAAACAUCUACCAUGGCAUCUGAUCGGACACACCAAAGAGAAACCCCCCAAGUAUCUACACUGUGAGAAAAUCUUCCAUCCCAGACCAUCAGUAAUCACGUAGAGACGCAUUUUAGAGAUUGACUCAGCCCAGAGCCUUAUUCUGCAUCUGAGAAUUCAUCCGUGAGGGAGAGAGCAGUGUUUAUUGUGCAUGAAGUAAAACCUUCACCUACAUGUUUCUCCUUAGUUUACACUGCAGUGUUAUCUCAGGAAUUUUUAUAAAAAGAAGGUGGAGAUGUAGAAGAGCAAAUGAAAUGAAAAACUUUGGAGACUUCUCUGUCCAGCUUACAGCACUUUGUCAUGGAUUCCUUAGUUUACUUGGGGCCAGGGAGAUGUUUCAGAGGCAGUGGACCUUGACCCUGUAUGUGUAAUGUAUAUACAUUCAUUGCUGUCCAAUGUCAGGAGGGUUAGACAGUUGAGGACAAGUUAUUAAAGUGAUAAAUAUACACAUAACACAUUUUAUUGUACCAGUUAAGACUCUAAAGCUUACAUUUUUAGAAAACUGUUAUUUGGUGUUAAACACCAAACAGACUUUUUCAGACUUGUUCUUGAUCCAGUCUAUUUACUUAAUUUCUGUAGCUAUAUGGUAAACCUCAAAAUUGGGUAAAGUGAUUCCUCUUUAUUCUUACUUAAAUUGAUUUAGUUUUGCUAAUUCCUUUGACAUUUCAUAUGAAUCUUAGGAUGCAAAGAAAUCUUGCAUUUUUAUAGGAAUUGAUUGAAAUCUGUAGAUAUGUUUGUUGAAAAGCAGCAUCAUGAACACCGUACAUGGUAUGCUAAGUAAUUCUUGAUAUUUCACUACUGUUUUAUAAUUUUCAACUUAACAGGUUCUGUACAUUUUUGUUAAGAGUUGUAUCUAGGGUUUUGUUUUUUUUUUUUUUGAAUGAUCAUAAAUGGCAUUGAUAUCUACAGUUUCAUUUUUCCAUAUGAUCUUUAGUAGUAUGCAGAAAGAUAAUUGUUUUUGGAGUGAUAACUUUGGUGUCCUGCAACCAUGGUGACAUUUGUAGACAUUUCUUUGGGUAGAAUCCUCAGGCUUUUCUGUAAAGACAUGUCUGCUGCAUAGUCUUUUUCCUCCUUCCCAUCUGUAUAUCUGUUACUUUACCUCACUGCACUAGUUGGACUUCCAACGUGAUGUUGAAUAGUAGUAAGAAAGGAUGCCCUUGACUGAUUCCUCAUAUUAAGAGGAAAAUGUUCAGGUUUUCAUCAAGUGUGAUGUUAGUUGAAGGUUUUUUGUCUUGUUUUUUAAGUUUUCUUAUCAAGUUUAGAAAAUUUCCAUCUAUUCUUAAUUUGCUGAGUUUUUUUUGUUAUGAAUGAGUGUUAGAGUUUUUCAAAUGCUUUGCCUCCAUCAGUUGAUGUGAUCAUCUGAUUUUUCUUCUAUAGCCUGUUGAUAUAAUGUAUUACAUUGACUAGUUUUGAAUAUUGAACCAGCCUUGCAUCCUUGGAAUAAAUCCCACUUGGUUG
Messenger RNA from Callorhinus ursinus (northern fur seal), 3051 nucleotides. RefSeq lists its product as uncharacterized. NCBI's taxonomy places the organism in Eukaryota, Metazoa, Chordata, Mammalia, Carnivora, Otariidae. Gene Ontology annotation, molecular function: RNA polymerase II transcription regulatory region sequence-specific DNA binding; DNA-binding transcription factor activity, RNA polymerase II-specific. Gene Ontology annotation, cellular component: nucleus. The record is from RefSeq and is a predicted model, not a curated record. Gene Ontology annotation, biological process: regulation of transcription by RNA polymerase II.